CUUGGCCCAGCAUCCCCCCACCCGCUAAUCCGACAAGAGAGAGCGGGUUCCUUCCGUCCGCAGCUCGGGUCCGCGCCCCAGUCCUGGGGGUGGCGCUGAGCUCGCCGAGGGAGGGUCGACUGGUGGGCGGCGCCUCUCCGGGCUGGAGGCCGCUCCUGGCCGGCGCCGCCCUCUGUCUCUCGCCAUCCCUCCCUCCUGCACGCCGGCGCUCCGAGCCAGAGCUUCCUGCGUCCCCAUCCCGGUCCCAGAGCGGGCGGUGAGCCUUCUCCGCCGCCGCCUCCUUCGACCGAGACCCCCACCCCGAACCUCCGGCCCUGGGAUCACAGCGCCCCGAAGGAGGCAGCCCGGGGUGGGGGGGUGGGGUACCGGGUCGUGGAGUCCCCGGUCCCCGGCCGCCCGACCGUGACGGAGCUGGACCCGCAGCCGCCCGGACCUCUCAGCUGCAGCUGUCCACACAGGAUGCCUCAAAUUUGCUGGAAACCGUCCCUCGGGAGGUCAGCCGCUGUUUCUUUAGGGCGGCACUAGGGAUUUCGUUCCGUGCAUUGAAGGGGUUUUUGUUGUUCCUGCUGCUGCUGCUGCUGCUCCCAUUUGUUUAUUUUCUUUCUCUGCACGGGUCCUCGCCCCGCUCCCACUGGCAUGAUGGCCCAGUCGAAGGCCAACGGCUCCCACUAUGCACUGACCGCCAUCGGCCUGGGGAUGCUGGUUCUUGGGGUCAUCAUGGCCAUGUGGAACCUGGUGCCCGGGUUCAGCGCCCACGAAAAGCCGACCGCUCAGGGGAACAACAAGACGGAGAUAGGCAGCGGCAUUCUCAAGAGCAAGACCUUCUCGGUGGCCUACGUGCUGGUCGGGGCUGGGGUGAUGCUUUUGCUGCUCUCCAUCUGCCUGAGCAUCCGGGACAAGAGGAAGCAGCGGCAAGGCGAGGAGAUGGCCCACAUCCAGCACCAGCAGGGGGUCGAGCAGCAUGCCCCGGAGGAAGACAGCCAGGAGGAGGAGGAGGAGGCCUCCUCCAGGUACCAUGUCCCCAGUUACGAGGAAGUGAUGAACACCAACUACUCGGAAGCGAGGGAAGUGGACCAGAACCCCAGGAUGAGCAUCUCUCUCCCCUCCUAUGAGUCCUUGACUGGGCCUGAUGAAACGAGCCCCACGGCUGCCAGGGCCAACGCGGAGACCAGCCCGGGGCAUCCGCCCGACAGGCAGAACUCCAAGUUGGCCAAACGCCUAAAGCCACUGAAGGUUCGGAGGAUUAAAUCCGAAAAGCUUCACCUUAAAGACUUCAGGAUCAACCUGCCGGACAAGAACGUCCCUCCUCCCUCCAUCGAGCCUCUGACUCCGCCACCACAGUACGACGAAGUCCAGGAGAAGGCUUCGGAUGCCAGGCCACCUGACUGAUGGCACCAUUCAGGUGUGUCCCUCUGGUCGCUCACCCUCCACACCACGGACCCCCAGUGAAGCCACUUCAGCUGCAGUGGAGAAGCGGAGGGGCCAAACGUACACAGACUGAUGUGGGUGGGGGCAGGGGGUGCGGGGAGGGGUGGGGGGAUCCGGUUACUAGGGACUGACGGAUAUCCAUGGGACCUUACAUGGCAGGUGCACUGGGAGGAGCUUCUGCCUCAGAUCUGGGAUGUGGACCCUGUCGGGGGCACAGGGUACGCACCUUCCCUGUCGUUUCUCCGCAACUCUGAGUUGUUGGCGACAACACAUCUCUUUCCAAUCCGGAAAGGAUGCCAGCAGCUGGUUUAGGUUGUGAUUUUGUUUUGCUUCCACUAGGACUGUUUUGUUUCAAAAAGAAAACAAGAUAGGCCUUCGCUUUCUUCACCGGAGUCCUGCCUGAGCUGUGGGCAGGAGAUGUGACUCAGCUUUCUAGAAAGGACGUGGGGCUCUCCCGUGAAUGAAGCGAAACAAGAGGCUGAUCGAUGGUGUGGGGGUGAGGCCCCGUGACGCUGUUCAGAACCCCUGAAGCAUAGAGACUCCAAUCUUAGGCAUUACCGGGCCUCGGGCCCUCCACGAACCAACUGCUUCAGGGGCGAAAAAGGAGAGCUGUAUGAGAUAUUUUAUCCCUUCUAAAAUGCCGUGCAAGUGAGCUUUUUAUAAUAAAAUAUUUUAUAU
Enhydra lutris kenyoni (northern sea otter) is the source of this 2106-nucleotide messenger RNA. RefSeq names its product transmembrane protein 51. The record is from RefSeq and is a predicted model, not a curated record. Lineage: Eukaryota; Metazoa; Chordata; Mammalia; Carnivora; Mustelidae. The coding region runs from base 637 to 1389 and encodes 250 amino acids. The transcript is spliced from 3 exons.